CAGACGAAAUGUUGCUAUCGUCCGCGCAUCCACCACGUCGUCAAUAACUCGCACGACGAUAAGUUUUUCGGUUUUUAUCUGGUCGCGUCGUUUGAUGAUAAGGUUGCGGGGCAGAUAAGAGUGCUUUUGUGUAUGUGUCUGUGUGGGUAUGGAAACGAACGCGAGGCAAACGUCAAAACGAUUUCAACGUGCGACGGACGCACGGCCUGAUACGGUGCUGCCGGUUGCUCGUCGCCAAGUUUUCAAGUCGGACGCGUUCGAAAGAGCGCCCCCCUCCCCCACCACCCGGACCCCGGGAACGCCCCGUGGCCUAUCGUGACCCGGCUGCGAACUAAGGACCUCCCCGAACCGCCCAGGCCAAGUCGGUGUCGGGCCCGAGCCGAAAGGUCACUAGUAGAGGCUAGAGAGUGUCGCGGGGUCGACCUAUCACCUCCGACGCAGAAGAUCCGACCGAAUUCGCCAAGAACAAGUGAACAGGUUCAUAGUGCAUAUACGGACUGAUGUCGGAUCCGUCUUCGUGACGUUUUUAACGGGUGGUGCAGGCAUCUGACGGUCACGGUGAUAUGAUCUAGUGCCCCGGGUGUCAUCGUCAUCAUCGUCGCGGGUAUUAUGGCUUUGGUGGCCAGUUCGUGGCGCGAGACCACUCUGGUCAACCCCAUACCGACUAGUCUUAAUUCGCUGGCCAACGGUGGACUUAACCCCCUACCGCCCGUACCACCUACGGCCUCGACGAACCUGAACCCGUUACCGGGCAGCAUCAACCCCAUUACUACGCUGCAAGAGGCGUCCGGGGGCGAUUUGGCGCUCAUCAAUCGUCAGACGCCCUCGCAGAAUUCGCAGAAUAGUGCUAAUAGUGCCGACAAGAACCAGAACAUUGAGUGCGUGGUGUGCGGAGAUAAGAGCUCGGGAAAACACUACGGUCAAUUCACUUGCGAAGGUUGCAAAUCGUUUUUCAAACGUAGCGUGCGCAGGAACUUAACGUAUUCGUGCCGUGGUAGUCGGAAUUGCCCGAUUGAUCAACACCAUAGGAAUCAGUGCCAAUAUUGUCGAUUAAGGAAAUGUAUUAAGAUGGGAAUGAGGAGAGAAGCCGUCCAAAGAGGUAGAGUACCGCCAUCGCAACCAGCCUUACCGGGCUUACCAAAUCAGUUCCUGAACUCUACCGACUCAGUGACGACAUCCCUUAGCAACCACACGUACCUCAGCAGUUACAUAUCUCUAUUGUUAAGGGCGGAACCGUACCCCACCAGCCGCUACGGUCAAUGUAUACAAGCGAACAACAUUAUGGGUAUCGAAAAUAUCUGUGAACUAGCGGCUAGGUUGCUAUUCUCUGCUGUUGAAUGGGCUAGGAAUAUACCGUUUUUUCCUGAUCUCCAAGUUACGGACCAGGUGGCGCUUCUUAGGUUAGUAUGGUCGGAACUGUUCGUAUUAAACGCGAGUCAGUGUUCCAUGCCUCUUCACGUGGCGCCACUGAUCGCCGCUGCUGGCCUCCACGCGUCGCCUAUGUGCGCAGACAGAGUCGUCCAGUUCAUGGAUCACAUCAGGAUAUUUCAAGAACAAGUAGAGAAAUUGAAAGCUCUACACGUGGACUCGGCCGAAUAUUCGUGUUUGAAAGCGAUCGUACUAUUCACGACAGAUGCUUGUGGACUCAGCGACGUGGCUCAUAUAGAGUCGAUACAAGAGAAAUCGCAGUGCGCCUUGGAAGAGUACUGCCGGUCGCAGUAUCCGAAUCAGCCAACUAGAUUCGGGAAAUUGCUACUACGCUUGCCUAGUCUAAGGACAGUUAGUUCGGCGGUAAUAGAACAGUUGUUUUUCGUUCGUUUAGUUGGCAAAACACCCAUCGAAACAUUGAUAAGGGACAUGCUACUAUCGGGCAGCUCAUUUUCAUGGCCGUACAUGUGAUAUUUAAAAUUGUACUAGUUGUACUAGUCAAUAAUUUAUCGUUAAUGUUAUUUGUUGAUUGCUGCGAUGCAAAGACUAGGCGGAGUGGGGGGACGUGUGUUGGACGCUCGAUUCUGUGAAUUCUGACUGACAUAUCACAAGCAGGUGUGAGAAGAUUUCUAUAUCAGAUUGCCAAAUAUACAUAGCUAGACUGGGGAAUACUCAGAUUGAAAUUUAAUGUUCCUUUUUAUAUCACAAUGAAAUAAAUCGUAAUGUUUACGGUUUAUCUGUAUAUAAUAUCAGCGUAUUAGUUACAUAUUUUAAUGGAUAUUCGAUGUACAUAUACUUACAAAGGUCGUGUUUAGGUUCUACAUUAUAAAGUAGAGUCUGGUAGCUUAAUAAACGAUUAUGUACCUAACAGGAUUCUCACCAACACAUUGACGGCUCGUUUAAUUAACAUUUCGUAAUGGACAACCUAAGCAAAUUGUAAACGAGAAGGCUUUCGUUUUUCUCGUGGUACAUAGGUUUUUAAGAUAUGUCCUAAUUUUUCGAGAACUUAACUUGAAGAAAAAUUUAAUGUAAGAAUCCUACAAACAAAUUAACAACUAAGCAAAACGCAACCAAUUAAUAAAUGAGAGUCACUCAAAAAUCGACACCGAUAGUUGCAAAAUUAUCCAGAGCGCCUUAUUAUGUGGAACACGAACAAAAUACUAUAUGACGCAGACGCAGGAUGUUCCAAAUUUCACUACAAAGAUUUUAAGUUAAUUUUUCCAGCUGAUCAUUUUCCCAGCAUAAGCUAUCGACAAGUUCAUCGCAAAACUUUUUUGGCGCAAUCUUUCUAGUGAAUUUUGCACGCUGUAUAUUAUAUUUCGUUGUAUAAUUCGCAAAAAUUUGACGAUAUAGUUACCUUACUGUUUUAUUUUUUUUCUCAUUUUAGUCAAUGCUUAACACUUUGUUUUUUUGUAGUUAAGUAGCUUGUUAAUUGUUGUUAUCUCGAAUCGUUGUUAUUAUAUUCUUGAAAAUAUUUUCUUGUUCCCUUCUUUAGGUACUUUUCCCUAUAUAGGUGGCCAGUUUUUUUUUUUAAAGUUUUAUAUUCUACCGAAGACAUUUUACCGGGUGGAAAAGAAUGAUCCGGUAUUAUGAUGUGUAUACGUACUUAUGUAUAUUUAUCGUUUUUUUACACAGUUUUAAGCACGUUGAUUUUUUUUGUCUCUGUUAGUUUUUACAAUUUUUAAUCACAAACACCCGUACCUAUUCACAUUUUUUUACAGGAUUUUUGUAACCUAGUAUUUAAUUUAGCUCUUAGUGCAAUCUCAACCAAGAAAAUACUUAUUUAUCUGAUUUAUAUUAUUUUCCUCUUAUUUGCAUUAUAUGUAAACGAUCUGUGAAUUUUCAGACGGUUUUGGAAACCGCUGCCGACGUCAAACAAAUUUCUCUAUUGGCCAAAUAGGACUUUAAAUAUUACGUUUGUAAA
Molecule: messenger RNA, 3352 nt
Organism: Cylas formicarius (sweet potato weevil)
Lineage: Eukaryota; Metazoa; Arthropoda; Insecta; Coleoptera; Brentidae
Gene: svp
Product: steroid receptor seven-up, isoforms B/C
Exons: 6
Coding region: 610-1899 (429 amino acids)
Biological process (GO): anatomical structure development; regulation of transcription by RNA polymerase II; cell differentiation
Molecular function (GO): zinc ion binding; RNA polymerase II cis-regulatory region sequence-specific DNA binding; nuclear receptor activity
Source: RefSeq, a predicted model, not a curated record